Messenger RNA from Ceratosolen solmsi marchali, 1726 nucleotides. Its product is annotated as organic cation transporter protein. Gene Ontology annotation, molecular function: transmembrane transporter activity. The transcript has 7 exons. Gene Ontology annotation, biological process: transmembrane transport. NCBI's taxonomy places the organism in Eukaryota, Metazoa, Arthropoda, Insecta, Hymenoptera, Agaonidae. The record is from RefSeq and is a predicted model, not a curated record. Gene Ontology annotation, cellular component: membrane. Bases 20 to 1699 code for a protein of 559 amino acids.
UAAGCGUCGCAGAGCGAAAAUGGACGCGAAGCCGGACGCUCAGCCCGAGACGGAUCCUCUGACGAAGGCGCUCGACAAGCUCGGUGAGGGCUCGCCCUUCCUCUGGAUGGUAUUCUUCUUUACCAUGUUCCCCACAAUCUUCGCCGGCAUGCACUCCAACACGUAUAUAUUCAUAGCCCAGAUUCCAAUUCAUUGGUGCGCAGUGCCAGAGCUCACCAAAGCUAAUUGGACGAGCGACCAAAUUCGCAACAUUUCGUCGGUCGGCUCGUGCGCCAAGUACGACUAUGAUUAUUCACACUUGGCCGAAAUAGGCUUCGAGGAAUCUUUGAAAUACGUUGAGAAACAUCACGAAACCACGGGAACCGUCAAAUGCACGGAGUAUAAUUACGCAGCCAAUGUGGAGAGAAAGUCAAUGGUCGAGGAGUGGAACCUCGUGUGCGACGAGGGCCCGAAGCGAGCGACAAUCCAUAUGGCCCUGUCGCUCGGGAAGAUGCUGGGUGCCGGGAUUCUUGGGGUGAGCGCCGACAGGUACGGCCGCCGUGGCGUCUACGCCCUCGGCAUUGUUCUCUUCGUCGUCGCGGGCCCAGUGAGCGGCUUCGUCCCUUGGUACUGGACCUUCGUGAUACUGCGCCUCGUCACGGGCCUUGGCUUCUCAGCAAUUCAGUUUUCCUCGCUCACGACACUGACAGAAGUGGCCGGCAACACGCACAGACAAUGGAUGGCUCUAGCCUUCAAUUGUGGCUUCGCCAGCGGUUCGAUAUUCGUCGCCGGAAUAUCUUAUUUGGCCAGUGACUGGAGACAGGUACAAGUCGCCACCUCGCUGCCGUCCCUAAUACUCCUUUUAUUCGUCUGGUUUAUGCCCGAAUCACCAAGAUGGUUAAUUUCGCAGGGCAAGCGCGGUUUGGCUCGUGACAUUAUCGAAAAAUUUUACGGGCCCAUAACAAAUUAUCCCGAUGACAUGACUCUUACUUUAGAAUCACCCUCGUCGAAAACUAAUAAGCCUGCGGUAAAUGCGAAAAACGUUCAAUCAAAUCUUCUGACAAACCAAUUGAAUGGGUUGAAAAUCAUAUUCAACAAUCGAGAAUUACAAAAAAGAACUUGCAUCUCGUACUUUACCUGGAUGACUGCGUCCUUCACAUACUACACAUUAGCACUUAACGUCGACGCUGUAUCCGUAAAUUACUACCUUUACGCUCUGCUGCUGGGGGUUACGGAAAUACCGGCGUACCUGCUACCAACCCCGGUAUUGAUGGUAAUGGGACGAAGGCAGGCCAGCUCGAUUCUCUUCGGCACUUCCGGUCUGCUGCUCAUCGUCAUACUUGCCCUGCCAAGAUCCCAGACAGUGGCCAUCGUCUCGGUCAAUCUCAUUAGUCGAUUCUCAUUGUCAGCCGCUUAUGGAAUUAUGAUCCUCUACGCCUCGGAACUCUUCCCAACGAUCGCCCGGAGUUCAGCCUUGGGGACGAGCGCGGCGAUGGCCCACGUAGGCAGUAUCGUCGCACCUUUCAGCGUCGACAACCUCGUGACGCUGGCCUGGUGGGGCCCUAGCACCUUAUGCGGGGUCUUGGUUCUCGGGGCCGCACUCGCGUGCCUCGUCUUACCGGAGACGCGCGACAGACCGUUAGCCGACAGCGUCGAGGAAGAGCUAGCCGAUAGCCGGGGAUCCGUCUCCUGGACCCAAGUGUGCGCCUGCUCUCGAUAACCAUCUCUACGUCUCUCUGCGACCCAU